Oryzias latipes (Japanese medaka) is the source of this 4034-nucleotide messenger RNA. It is a transcript of the gene rabl6b, whose product is annotated as RAB, member RAS oncogene family-like 6b. Gene Ontology annotation, molecular function: GTP binding. The record is from RefSeq and is a predicted model, not a curated record. Gene Ontology annotation, cellular component: cytosol; nucleus. NCBI's taxonomy places the organism in Eukaryota, Metazoa, Chordata, Actinopteri, Beloniformes, Adrianichthyidae.
GUUUAAACCAAAAGCGAGUGACAUUGUCUUGUUUUUUUAUUUAGUCCGUCCUUUUAUUUUGAAGGUUUGAAACGGAAGUUGAACCUGUUUGCGCUCCUAACCCAGAUCCGCUUUUUGCGGAGGAAUGUGGCUGCUGUGUCCCCAUCGGGAGAGCUGUAUGACAGAUGGAGGAAUGCCGGGGGCGCGCAGGCUCCCGCCGUCUGAUUACCGUGACACUCCAAACAUGGUAGUUUUCUUCAAAACGGACCACCAAGGAAGAGAAGCGGGUCAAUUUUGAACAAAGUUGAAGCUCUCCACACAAUCUUGGGUUCAUGCGUUUGCUCCUAAGCAUGGACUCUUAGGCUCCCAGUCUUUAGGAGAAUCUGCUUCCACUCGUCCCGCUGUCACUUGACGGGCUGUCCUUGGAGUAUCGCUCCUUCACCUGGUGCUGCUGCUUGACUGUCGGAAGACCGCACAAUGUUCUCUGCUCUGAAGAAGCUGGUGGGAUCUGAGCCGGGGCAGCUCAGGGAGAAAACCAUUCCUGCCGGACUGCAGUCCAUGAAUCAGAGUCUGCAGAGGCGAUUCGCCAAAGGAGUGCAGUAUAACAUGAAAAUCGUGAUCCGAGGCGACAGGAACACUGGGAAGAGCACCUUAUGGCAUCGGCUGCAGGGCAAGAAGUUUGUGGAGGAGUACAUUCCCACCCAGGAGAUCCAGGUCACAAGCAUUCACUGGAACUACAAAAUGGCUCCAUAUCAAGCUACAGAUGACGUGGUGAAGGUGGAGGUGUGGGACGUGGUGGACAAAGGACAGAAACACCUUUUUCCUGAAGGUGUGGGCAAAGGCAAACGGCGGGGAGACAACUUGAAACUGGAGAAUGAACCACAAGAGUCAGACGAGGUGGCGCUGGAUGCAGAGUUCCUGGAUGUGUACAAGAACUGCAACGGAGUCAUCAUGAUGUUUGACAUAACCAAACAGUGGACCUUCAGCUACAUCAUGAGAGAGCUGCCCAAGGUGCCCACCCACGUCCCGGUGUGUGUUCUGGGGAACCACAGGGACAUGGGCGAGCACCGGGUCAUCCUGCCCGACGACAUCAGAGACCUGAUCGCUGGUCUGAACAGGCCGAUGGGAUCCUCUUACAUCCACUACGCAGAGUCGUCCAUGAGGAACGGGUUCGGCUUGAAGUACCUCCACAGAUUCUUCAACAUUCCUUUCCUUCAGCUGCAGAGAGAGACGCUCCUGAGGCAACUGGAGACCAACCAGCUGGACAUGGACGCCACGCUGGAGGAGCUGUCAGUGCAGCAGGAGACAGAAGACCAGAACUACGACAUUUUCCUGGAGAACCUGGAGUCUCGCAGUAAAGGCUUUGGUUCUCCUGGUCCAGCUAAUGGCCAGAGUCCCUCGUCUGGCUCCCAGUCCCCCAUCAUUCCCCCCAGCGGGGCUUCCACAGGCAGCUCCAGCCCCAACACUCCACAGCCCCCAGUUCCAGCCCAGAUGCUUCCUCAGUCAGCCUCUGCAUCCAUCUCCUCCCCUCCACCUCCCCCAGUACCACCAGCAGCAGCAGCAGCAGCAGCAGGUGGUGGGGCCGUCUCCCCCACGACUGAGAUGAGGCCAUCUGCGCAGUCACCCGAGUGUCAGCAGUCUGCAGCUCAGAAACGUGGCUUCAUGUCCCGCUGGUUUGGGUCUGCUCCCGCGGACACUCCUGUUCCUACAGCCGAGGAGCCUCCUGCAUCCUCCGGUCCUGUGAAGGUGCAGAGUGUGGAUGACUUUGUGCCGGAUGAAAGACUGGACGGGAGCUUCCUGGAGGACAGCCUGCCCUCGAAGAGCAAACGGCCCCCACCCGCAUCAGCUCCAGCCAUGGACAGCGACAGUGACGGCGAGGGCAGGGGGAACCCCAUGGUGUCCGGGUUCCUGGACGAGCUCGAUCCCGAUGACAAUGAACCAACCCAACCCCGGGCUUCCAAACCACCCCCCAGUAAACAUGUCACCCUGACCAGCGAUGAAGAGGGGGGAGAAGAAGCAGCGCCCAUAAUUACACAGGACCAGGACGUGGACAGCGAGCCCGAGCUGAAAGUAGCUGCACCACCUCUCACCAAACCAAAGGCGGGGUCUAAACCCACGGAGCGCACAGGCCACGCCCCCGUCUUCCUUACGCUGACCCCAGCAGCAGUGGAGCAGCCGGCCCGACCCCAGAAGAAGAAGAAGGGUCCCUCGAGGGCGGAGGACUCGGACACAGACCCAGAACCCCCUGUGGCCCAGCAGAUGCUGUCUUUCGUCAUGGAUGACCCUGACUUUGAAUCUGAGGCCUCUGACACCCCCAAGAUUGUAAAGGAGACGUUUCCGCUCAGAGACGACCUCCUGUCCGACCUCUCUGACGAGGACAUUCCUGCAGUCACGGCGCCGGAGCCGCUGAAGCCCACUGUGAUCUCCUUCAAGCCCAAGGACGACGCCGACCUGUUCGGCCUGGGCAUCCGGGAGGAAGCUCCUGCAGCGAAGGACAGCAGCGAGGAGCUGGAAGAGAAAGACGGCAAGCCCUCCUCCAAGGAGAAGAAGAAGAAGAAAAAGAAGAGCAAGGAGGAGGAGGAAAAGAAGAAGAAACACAAACACAAGAAGAAGGAGAAGGACGAAGCUGCAGCUACAGAGGAGAAGGACAAACGGAAGAAGAAGUCCCGGUCGAAGAAGUCUGAGGUGGAUGAGCUGGAGGACUUCUUGGGUGGGGGAGAAGGAUUGGUCAAACGAGAUGAUGGAGAUUAUGAAGAGCUAUAAAAACCGGCGCUGAAGCGAGACGUGUGACGUCCAGAGGAGCAGAGAGGAAACAUCGGCAGUCGCUGUGAGCGGAGAGCUUCAAGCCAUAAACCAAGCGAGGCUGCAGGAGGCUCCAUCUCUACUCCUGCUGUCACUCCCAUUCCAGCCAAUAAGAGGAGGCAGCAGGAGCCAUGCAGACUGUGUGGCUGCAGAACCUGAAUGAGUGUCUGGAUUUCAGUUGUACACGUGGUCUCCGCUGAGUGUUUGUGUUAACGUGUGAGCAUGCUCAGUGAUGACGGUGUCUUCAUCUUCCCUUUAAUUCCUUCGUCUGCUUGUUCUUUAGUCUUUUUUUUUUUUUUGCCUCUGUUGUGCAGGAGAACCAUGUGACCCACGCUCCUACCCCGCCGCUUCAACGAAGCUGUGCAUCACCACUCGCUUUCAGUUUACAAGCUAACAGACAAGCCGCUGAGCCACAGCAGAACACUUCCCGGUUCUGGUGGUUCUGAAUCAUUAGAACCUUGUUCUGUUUGGCUGCUCCACCCUAUUAUGUAGUUUCUGCUGACACAAGCUCCUUCUGCCCAUAACAUUUGCUGUGGAGAAUUGAUUUGUCCCCCCCAUUUCAAGUGUUCUUACUGUAAGCUGGUGGGUCACAUGACCCGGCUGUCACCGCCUUUUAUUGGUGGAUUUGUUGGCUCAUUCUUCUUUUGUUUUCUUUGUUCUAUUUAUUUCUGCUUUGAUGCAAAUGUCGGAUAUUAGUCCUGGUUUUGCUUUUGUUUCUGCUCCACAGCCGCUCACUCCGACAAACUCCAUCCAGCUUCCGGCUGCAUAGCUGCAGGCGGGGGGAGGGGGGGCGUGAGACACGAUGGACUCAAACGAGGCUCUUCAGCCCCCCCAUCACCCGAAUUAACAUUUAAUACUCCCAGCGUUCAUCUGUAUUUGCACACAUUUCCACUCAUUCAUGGUUUAGAUGAACAAAAAUAACGAUUUUGACAUUUCAAAGUUGAAGCUAUGCAGCAUUUAUCUCCAGUACUGUUAGCAUUUUGGACUCUUUGUGAGGAUAAAUGCUGAAGGCCGUUUUAAAAGUCCACUCGAGUGCUGAGCAGGAACAAAAUGGAAAUAAACGUUUGAAAUCUUUGUUCCAGCAUGGAAACGCUGUCGGCUUCCUGCCUCUUCUGGCGGCAGUGAGGACGUCAGAGACGCUGUAUCAUCAUGAAUAAAGCUCUUGGUUUUUCUUUUCUCUCAUGACCCAUCUGUGCUCUAAGAGUUUACCCAUGUUUGUCAAAUAAAAAACUUAUUUCUUCAUAACAGGACAA